Messenger RNA from Porites lobata, 366 nucleotides. Lineage: Eukaryota; Metazoa; Cnidaria; Anthozoa; Scleractinia; Poritidae. The record is from the annotation of a GenBank genome assembly.
CGCACAUACAUCGUCAUCGUAUUUACACUCAUUGCCUCAUCUGAUUUUUCAAACGAAACGUACGCUCUAAUGGAAACCACUGCAAAACAAUUCAUUGAAAAAUAUGAAUAUGUGAACUAUUACGUCAUUGCCUACGUUGAUGGGGUGUUGAAAAUGGUCGAUUUCAGUUUCGGUGCAAACGAGUCUAAUGCUGCCGCUAGGCCCGCCCGACGAGCCGUGGGUGCGUCGGAACCUUUGAUCAAGGUUCUAGAAGAAGCUCUCGUUGCCUUCCAAAAUACCGCUUUGGGCGAAUCCAACAAUCGGAAGGCCUUAGUUGUUAUGACAGACAUAAGUUCUUCUGCCGAUAAGAACAGCCUUGAAAAGGCA